AUGUUUUCCGUAUUAGUUAUGGUCGUUGUUUACCAAAAGAAUCCCAUGCAUACUUUAGAAGUUUCCGUUUUCCUUUUCUUUCUUUUUUACAGUAUGGGGUCAGUCAGUAUUGAACUUUACUGGGAUCACGCACCAAAAACAUGUAGAAAUUUUGCUGAAUUAGCUCGCCGUGGUUACUACAAUAAUACCAUUUUCCAUCGGAUAAUAGCUGGCUUCAUGGUUCAAGGAGGAGAUCCAACGGGGACUGGCCGCGGAGGAGCCUCUAUAUACGGUGAUGUCUUUCCCGAUGAAAUUGAUGACAGACUGAAGCACACAGGUGCUGGUGUCAUUUCUAUGGCUAAUGCUGGUCCAAAUACCAAUGGAUCUCAGUUCUUUAUAACUUUAGCCCCUGCACAACAUCUCGAUGGCAAGCACACUAUUUUCGGAAGAGUUGCUGCUGGAAUGAAGGUUGUUCAGAGGAUGGGAAUGGUUGAUACAGACAACAGUGAUAGACCUAAAAGUGAAGUCCGACUAAUCAGGGCAACGCCUCGUGAUGACUCCAGGAUUUAG
Molecule: messenger RNA, 549 nt
Organism: Enterobius vermicularis (human pinworm)
Lineage: Eukaryota; Metazoa; Nematoda; Chromadorea; Rhabditida; Oxyuridae
Source: the annotation of a GenBank genome assembly